CUUGCCAGGCUGGCUGAACCUGAGGAUGGGGAGUCAAGACUUUGACUCUUGUCAUGUUCUUGACCAAGGGCCUCCAGGGUCCUUCCCUUUCAUCCUUCCCUUCCCACCCCACCUUCCAACUAUGCUUCAAUGCCUUUUCCAUCAUGUCUCUGAACUUAAAUUUCCAAGGAGCCAUUGAAUCAUCUGCUUAUAGCCUUCUCUAACCAACAAGUGGUAUCAGAGCCCAUUAUCACGCAUUUGGGACCUAAAUUACGAUGGGAGAUAAGGAGGACUCUGGUGGAGGUGAUACUUCAGUCCAAGGAGGCAGCUCAACCCAAGAUUCUGGCAUUGCAGCGCAACGGGGAGCGCGUACAAGCCAGGGGUCACUGCUUAAGGAGGUGCUGAAGAGCUUCACCAUUGAGAAGUUCUCUGGAGAUGGCUAUGAUGAUUGGGCAUGGAAGAUGCAGCUCUACUUUCGACAAAUUGGCCUCUUGAAGCUCAUGAUUGGAACGGAGCCCAGGCCAAAGGAAAUGGCAGAGCAAGCGGACUGGGAUGAACGUUCAUCUGCUGGGUAUUAUCUACUGUCACAAAGCUUGGAGCUGAACCAGAGGCAUCACAUCAUGCAUCUGCUACCGGAAACUGAUUGUGGGCCCAAGGCAUGGGCAGUGCUCAAGGACCUGCACGCUCCGACAUCGGUUGCCGCUUCUCUCAUGCUGGAUCGGGAGCUGUCCAUGCUGCGGUUGAGCGAGAAUGAACCUGUGCAGCCCGUUCUGGACAAGAUGAGGGAACUCUACGCGAAAUUGGCGAUUGCGGGCAUCACGUACCCUGAGCAGACUAAGUGUCUCAAGAUGCUCAGCCUGCUGCCGGAGUCUUGGCUGCAAUUUAUAAGCGGACUCAGCUUGCCACAAAACCAAAGUCAAUGGACAUUGGAGUGGAUUCGCACCAAGAUUCUGGAAGAAGAUUUUCGUCGCUACACACUGCGCGGAGGUGAUGACAGCACCAGCGGCUAUGCCAUGCAAGGGACAUGGAGGGAUCGAGGGCGUGGCAAUCGCGGUCGCUCUUACUACAGCCAAGGUGGUCGCGGGACUUGGAACCAGCGGGGGCGUGGUGGCGCUGGUGCAAGAGGAAGAGGUGGUCACUCCAACAAUGACAACAGUGAACCACGCUUGAGGGGAGAGUGCUGGUAUUGCAAGGAAGAAGGGCAUCCAUGGUUUCGCUGCUCUACCAAGCCCGACUGGUGGACCCCUUGGAACCAAUCGCAAAAGGGGAAUGGAGGAAAGCAACCACGUGGAGGUGCCAACAUGGUAGCUGAUCCUGCUGAAGAAACCUCCAAGGAUGACAGAGGAAUGGGAAAUGAGGAGAGGAAUGCUGGACAGUUCUACCAUGUGUGUGACAAAGAUGACAGUGGCACAGCUGUUGCAAGGGCUGGAGAGGAAUUGCACCCGCUUGACAUGUGGGUCAUGGACUCUGGUGCUGCAUGGACAAUGACACCACGCAAGGAUUUGCUGGAUGCUGUGCGAGCGCCUCCAAUCUCUGAAGUGCGCUCAGCAUCCGGACAUGCAGUGAAGGUCGCUGGAGUUGGUCGAGCUGCAUUCAGAGCACCUGAUGGUGGACUGGUUGUGCUGAAGGAUGUGUUACUCGUACCGGGGCUGAAGGCCAAUCUGAUAUCGCUGCGCAAGCUAGGCCAGGCCGGAGUCAGCACCACCACCAAUGGAUCCAAAACAUUCAAGGGGCUGCGAGGAGAUCGUGUGUUAUGGGAUUUACACGAAAGCAGGGAUGUCUUCAGAUCCAUGUGGCAGAUCCCUGCGCUGAUAUGGGAAUCAACAAAGAAGGAGCUGGGAGUAGUAAAGGCGGGAUCUGGAGUCCAGGGGGAGUGCAAUGCAGUUAGUGCUGCAGGAGUGAUGGUUUCUGCAAGGUCGGGGGAGACUGAUUGGGAAACCGCACACAGGCGUCUAGGGCAUGUGGCUAUGCCAUUGCUGCAGCAACUGCAUAAGGAAGAAGCAGUAAAGGGGCUGAAGCUUUCUGGGCAACCAAAUGAUACCAAGUGCGAGACGUGUCUGCUGAGCAAGUUCACACGGUUCCCCUUUCACGGCGUAGCUGGGCAGCACUGGAACUGGUGCACAUGGACCUGGUAGGACCUUUUCCAGUUCAAGGAAGAAAGGGGGAAAGAUACUUCCUAACAAUAGUUGAUGACUGGAGCCGGCUGAUGUGGGCAUACCCGUUGAAGCAGAAGGAUCAUGCUGCCUCAAUAAUACGAGAUGACUGGCUGCCACUCGCUGGCUGAACCUGAGGAUGGGGAGUCAAGACUUUGACUCUUGUCAUGUUCUUGACCAAGGGCCUCCAGGGUCCUUCCCUUUCAUCCUUCCCUUCCCACCCCACCUUCCAACUAUGCUUCAAUGCCUUUUCCAUCAUGUCUCUGAACUUGUAAGCUUCAAUCAUAGUGACUCUGAGGACUGUCAACUUCUCCUAGGGCAGAUUACCCCCCAGUGCGCCAAACGCUAUAGCUCACUCGAUAAGCUACGGAAUCGAGUGAUUCAACUUUCAGUGGAAAGCUGACGCUGCAAGCUACAACAUAUCCGAU
Closterium sp. NIES-67 is the source of this 2560-nucleotide messenger RNA. NCBI's taxonomy places the organism in Eukaryota, Viridiplantae, Streptophyta, Zygnematophyceae, Desmidiales, Closteriaceae. The record is from the annotation of a GenBank genome assembly.